AUGCCAGUACCAAACCAAGAAAAAUGGAACGCUAUAGCUACUGAUUUUUGGGCUAGGUGGCAGUUUCCAAACUGUAUCGGUGCUUUGGAUGGCAAACACGUUGUAAUACAAACUCCAAAAUUAUCGGGAUCUCUCUAUUGGAACUACAAAAAAACGUAUUCAAUUGUGCUUCUUGCCCUGGUUGAUCCUUGUUACAACUUUAUUGUAGUUGAUGUUGGUUCUUACGGGAAAAAUUCUGAUGGAGGAAUUUUUUCGAAUUCAAACUUUGGAAAAGCAUUACAAAAUGGCAAGCUCAAUGUGGCAAGCAAGGGUAGAGAAAACAAAACAAGAAUCAGACUUAAGACAUCUUCUAUAUGGAGGUAA
Molecule: messenger RNA, 363 nt
Organism: Sipha flava (yellow sugarcane aphid)
Lineage: Eukaryota; Metazoa; Arthropoda; Insecta; Hemiptera; Aphididae
Exons: 1
Coding region: 1-363 (120 amino acids)
Source: RefSeq, a predicted model, not a curated record